Messenger RNA from Asparagus officinalis (garden asparagus), 1258 nucleotides. RefSeq lists its product as uncharacterized. Bases 73 to 960 code for a protein of 295 amino acids. The transcript has 2 exons. The record is from RefSeq and is a predicted model, not a curated record. NCBI's taxonomy places the organism in Eukaryota, Viridiplantae, Streptophyta, Magnoliopsida, Asparagales, Asparagaceae.
UCCAAAAAAACACAAAUCAAAUAAAUAAAAUUCUCCUCUCUCUCUCUCUCUCUCUCUCUCUCUCUAGAAUCCAUGGCGACUGAGGCUUUGGUGACAGAUCAAACAGCUGAAGGGCAUCGUGAGGAGGUGAAAGAUGCAACUAGAGUCAAACCAGAAGCUGCAGUUGUGUCAGAAGAAAAGCAAGAAGCAGCAGAAGGUGCUAAAUCGGGAGCACUAGCUGAUAGUUUCAUACGGAAAGAGGGAACCUCUAAACCAGAAGCUGAAACUAACCCCUCUGCUGCAUUGGAACUCAAGGAUCGAGCUGAUGUGACUGAUAUACCUGAAUCUCCGAAACAAUCAAAUAAUGAUUCGGGGGCAACAUUAGUGCAAGCAUCAGAAUCUGAAGCAGCCAAAGUGUCCGUAGAAUCAUCAAAUGAAGCGAGUGCUGCUGCUACUACAGAACCAGCAAUCGAAGAAGUGAAUGCUAGUGCUGCUGAAGAACUUCCUCAGGUUUCUUCGGUAUCUGUGGCAGACAAAGAAGCGGAAGGAACAAUUGUAUCUCCUGUCACAGAGAAGCCCAAGUCUCUAGAAGACGAGAAUGCUGUUGUUACCGAACCUUCUCCAGCUAAGGAGCUCAAAGGAGAAGAGGAAGGAGCUGCUGUUACUGAAGAUGUUGACGAAAAGAAGGAUGCAAGUUUAGGAGGAGAUAAGACCGCUUUGGUUGAAGAAGGUAAAGACGACAUCAACACAGAAAGUGGGAAGGCUGAAAAAGGGAAUGAGGAAACUCUAACCGAGACAGCAAAAGGUACUGGUGAAGCUCCUAGAAUUGCAGGUUCUGCCAAGUGCUCUCAUUGCCAAUCGAAUAACAUAUUUUCGAAGGUGAAGCAUUCGAUUGUGAAGGUAAAGAAGGCAAUCAUAGGGAAGUCACCGAGUUCAAAGGCAAUGUCUGCAGAAGGUAAACAUGAAAUAAAAGCGAAGUAGGUUAUAUGCCUUUUAUAUGCGUGUGCGUGUAGAAGAUAAAAGUUCGACAUAGAGAAGGCUUUCUCAUGCAGUACGAGGUGCCUCAUGAGCAAAGGUUUGGGUAUUUGUUUUAUAGUUUUGAAGCAUGUAUAUAGUCAUCGUUCUCUUUCCUAUAUUGUCGUUUGGAUUUGUAUUAUAGUUUGAUUGUUUGUAGAUAUAUAUUGGUGUUUUUCGAAUGUUUUGACGGGUCGUGUUAUGCUUUUAAACAUAUAUAGCUGUAUUUUUUCAAUUAUAUGAUAUGAUGUUGUACUUGCGUUCA